Fulvia fulva is the source of this 984-nucleotide messenger RNA. RefSeq lists its product as uncharacterized. Gene Ontology annotation, cellular component: nuclear outer membrane; nuclear pore transmembrane ring. Gene Ontology annotation, biological process: spindle pole body duplication; protein import into nucleus. Bases 1 to 984 code for a protein of 327 amino acids. The record is from RefSeq and is a predicted model, not a curated record. NCBI's taxonomy places the organism in Eukaryota, Fungi, Ascomycota, Dothideomycetes, Mycosphaerellales, Mycosphaerellaceae. The transcript is spliced from 2 exons.
AUGUCCUCCACCGCCAUCAUCCCAUCAUCGCAAACAGUCGCGCAGACUGCAGCCGGCGUCAAGAAUGAAGUCAAGAGCAUCUCGCCCUUCUCGAACAGCAGCAUAACCCUCCCAGCACUCAACCUCACCCCGAAGAAAGAUGCUGCGACACCCCAUAAAGUCAACACACCACCGCCCAGACACGACUCGGGCUGGGUACAUCCUCGCAUGAACGACGUCAUCCGCCGCCGCAACGCGACCAACUUCGACGGCAGCAACGUUAAAGCAAUCCUCAUCAGCUCGGGCCUGAUCCUCUUCUCUUUCUUCGUGCCCAAUAUAUACCGCUCAGUCAUCCCACAUUCCUGGCUCCAAGCCAUUCACCCUUACCAGCUUUAUACACUCUGGGCAAUCGACCUCCUCUUCCUCGUCAACAUUAUCAUGUCCGCCAUGCCCUUGUACCGAAAAGCAGACGCAUGCGAAGAUAUCCCACUAUCACCGAAUCAGCGAUCACUCCUUGGCCUCCCUCCCAUGUCGAGACCCGCCACGCCACAGGAGAAGGAGCAAUGGGUCACACCGCCGAGGUUCUCGAAAUCAGCAACACCGCGAUCGACCAGCAGCAGUAUACGACCAGAACCCAGUGGUUCACCGCUCAGUGGACGAGGCACGCCCCUGGAAAACAGUACUUCAUUCUCAAACUCGAGGAGGUCAACAUCAGGAUCGCCAUUCGCGCCGAGUACGCAGGAGCAGACGAUCGGUAGCGGGUCGCCGUAUAGUGAUAGGCUGAGGAGUGGGGGCGAGAGACGGAGGUUAAGCUACACCAACACGAGGAGCUCGCCACUCAGCUUGAGUGAAUUCGAGGAGGCGGGCAGAAGUGCGCAUACACCAACAAAGGGAAGCAAAGCCAGCGUGGGUCUCAAUAACAAGUGGCUGUACCAGACGGGAAGAGGUAGCCCUAGCAGUGAUGUUGGUUUCGGUAGGAGAAGUCGAUAUGCUGGCUUUAUUUGA